Messenger RNA from Erpetoichthys calabaricus (reedfish), 5791 nucleotides. It is a transcript of the gene hhipl1, whose product is annotated as HHIP-like 1. Bases 118 to 2577 code for a protein of 819 amino acids. The transcript is spliced from 10 exons. Gene Ontology annotation, cellular component: membrane. The record is from RefSeq and is a predicted model, not a curated record. NCBI's taxonomy places the organism in Eukaryota, Metazoa, Chordata, Cladistia, Polypteriformes, Polypteridae.
UCCAGUGACUGCCGAGCCUCUGAAACCCGGGCAAAGUCCGCCGCUGCUCGCUUCCUCGCUAAGCGCAACACCAAGCGCUUCUUGGCAAAUCGUCUCGCUCGUCCCAGCUCACCAGAGAUGCUCCACCGAGCCAGGCGGAGUGGUCGCGGGCCCCUGCUGCUGGCCGUGACUGCGGCGUUCUGGGUUACACCUGCGAUUCUUCACCCGCAGUGUCUGGAUUUCAAGCCCCCGUUCCAGCCCCCGAAAGAACUCACUUUCUGUGUGAUGUACAAAAACUUCGGCUGUUGCGAUUCCGAGAAAGACUCGCAGCUGAUGGCCAAAUUCUAUCGCAUCAUGGACAACUUCGACUACUACGGGUACGCCAACUGCGCCGGCUACGUGCAAGACAUCCUUUGUCAAGAAUGCUCUCCUUAUGCUGCCCACUUAUAUGAUGCUGAAGAUACGAGUACAGAACUGAAAGAGUUACCAGGUCUUUGUGGGGACUACUGCUCGGAAUUUUGGCUCAAAUGCAGGUCAGCCAUCACACUGCUCUCAGAUGAUAAAAGACUGAUAGAAGUUGAACAGGACCAGGAACAAUUCUGCCAGUAUCUACAGCUUGACGAUGUGGAUUACUGCUAUCCCCAUUUAUUGGUUAAUGACAAACUGAGUAAGAAUCUGGGACGAGUAACAUAUGAUUCUGAUGGAUGCCUACAGCUUUGUCUUGAGGAGGUUGCCAAUAGUUUAAGGAAUCCAUUGGCAAUGGUACAUGCCAAUGAUGGAACACACAGAUUUUUUAUUGCUGAACAAGUUGGUGUUGUAUGGACAUACCUUCCAGAUCGGUCAAGAUUAGAAAAACCCUUUCUAAACAUCAGCAAAGCAGUACUUACGUCACCUUGGGAAGGCGAUGAAAGAGGAUUUCUUGGAUUGGUCUUUCACCCUCAGUUCAAGUUUAAUGGGAAACUUUACGUUUAUUAUUCAGUGGAGGUGGGUUUUGACGAGAGGAUUCGAAUAAGUGAGUUUCGAAUAGAUUCAAAUGACAUGAACACUGUAGACCACAAUUCAGAAAGGAUUAUUUUAGAGAUAGAUGAACCAGCUUCUAAUCAUAAUGGGGGGCAGUUGCUGUUUGCCGACGAUGGAUUUCUAUACAUCUUUACUGGAGAUGGAGGAAUGUCUGGUGAUCCAUUUGGAGAUUUUGGAAAUGCUCAGAACAAGUCAGCACUCUUGGGUAAAGUGCUCCGAAUUGAUGUCGACAACAAUAACAAAGGGCCACUCUACAGAAUUCCUCCUGAUAAUCCGUUCAUCCACGACCUGAAAGCUCGACCGGAGGUUUAUGCUUAUGGAGUUCGCAACAUGUGGAGAUGUUCUGUAGAUCGAGGAGACCCGAUCACCAAAGAAGGAAAAGGGAGAAUCUUCUGUGGGGAUGUGGGCCAAAAUAAAUAUGAAGAAGUAGACAUCAUUGAAAGUGGGAAAAACUACGGCUGGAGAGCGAAAGAAGGGUUCUCUUGUUAUGACAAGAAGCUGUGUGCAAACAGAUCAUUAGAUGAUGUACUUCCGAUAUAUGCAUAUCCACACAAAAUGGGCAAGUCGGUGACGGGGGGAUACAUCUACAGGGGCUGCGAGUAUCCUAACCUCAAUGGAAUGUAUAUAUUUGGAGACUUUAUGAGUGGGAGGUUAAUGUCUUUGCAAGAGAACAGGCAGUCAAGCCAGUGGGACUACCAUGAAAUCUGCAUGGGAAUGGGACAAACAUGCAUGUUCCCUGGACUCAUCAAUAACUAUUAUCAGUACAUCAUUUCUUUUGCUGAAGAUGAGGCAGGGGAAUUGUAUUUCAUGUCAACUGGCAUACCAAGUGCAACUGCACCCUCUGGAGUAGUUUACAAAAUUGUGGACCCAUCACGACGAGCUCCGCCAAGAAAAUGUCACUAUGAUCCUUUGCCGGUUAAACUUAAAAGCAGGCAAAUCCAUUUUCAGCCAAAGGAAAAACUUAUAAUUGAAGUCCAACCUACGAAACGACCAAAGCCUAUUCCAAAGACAACUUCAGCUCCCAAACCAACAACCUCAGAUUGGUUUCAGGAGCUCAUGAAAAUUCUUCGCAAUCAGGAAAACACUUAUGUAGAGCAAACAACAGUGGCUACCACCACAAUGACAACAACGUCCACAACAAGAAGCCCACAAAAAGACGGCAGAGGACGAACCAGGCAUGGGCGAAAAAGAAAGGGAAGGCCACGUUCUGAAACUCUCCAGGAUGGAGCUUUGCGACUGGCGAAUGAGGAAGGCAGACGUGACCGUGGGAGAGUGGAAAUCUACAUUAAUAAAGAAUGGGGGACAAUCUGUGAUGACCUGUGGAAUGUGCAGGCUGCGGCUGUCGUCUGCCAUCAACUGGGCUUCCAGUAUGUUGUGAGAGCUUCUAAAAAGGCUGAGUUUGGAGAGGGAAGGCAUUUAAGGAUUUUACUAGAUGAUGUGCAGUGUGAAGGAAUGGAGACGAGCCUUCUUCAAUGUAAGCAUUCUGAAAUAGGGCAUCACAACUGUGGCCAUUAUGAGGAUGCAGGAGUUGUCUGUGGAAGCGGGCAGCUUACUGAGACGGAGGAGAUUGGCUUUUAGGUAUGAAGAAGUUCUGCAGGGAUAUUUCUUAUGUAUGUCUCAAACAAGACCUUACGUGUGCUACAUUUUUUUUUUUUAAGAUUAUUUUGUUCAGGUACUGAAAAUGAUGUAUUCAAAUCAAAUUUCAUAGCCAACUUGUUCCAAAUGAAAUGGGCAAAAACAAAAGAGUUUUUUUUUUUGGUCUAGGUUGCCUGUUAUCAGACCACCAAGUUCAUAGUGGUCUGUAGCCAGUAAUUUGUAAUAGACACUUAUUUCUUUUGUUGAUUUAAAAAAAGGUUAUUUUAUUGGAUUUAAUGCAACAAAAAAUGUAGUCUGAACAAUUCUGUACGAACAUGAAGGUUCAGGUAAGGUGGCAUUCAGACAAAUUAAAACUGCUUUGUUAUUCCAUUUCUGUAUUCUGUCAUGUAAAACACAAUACUCAUUAUUGUGCAUUAAUUGUAAAAGUCAUUUUAAAUGGCAUUCCAGGGAUCCAACAUGUUUCCAGUUCCCUGUUUCUUAGUCAGGGAUCCUACAUUUAGUUGAAUGCAGGCAAUCAGAUGGUGUGUUCUGUUACAAACACUAAAGAAUGAAUUCUAUUGUUCUUCAAAUGUGUUAGAUAUCUUUGUGAUGUGGAGUCUAUAAGUUUUCUCUUUGUCGCAGUGUGGGUUUUUCAAUGGGUGCUCCAGCUUUCCCCCCAAUAUCCCAAAGACGAGGUUAACUGGCAACUCUAAAUAGGCUCCUUAUGCGUGGAUGGGUCUUGGAAUAGACUGGCACUCUCUCAAGAGCUGUAGGCAUCAGCAUUAGUGACCAUAAACUGGAUUAAGUGGGUUCUGUGAUGGAUGAUGUGGACCACCGGGGUGCGUACAGAUGCCCCUAACCCGACACCAGUCUGCCACACAACACACGUUUUAUUUACAGUCGGGGAGCGCUUUUCUCUCGCUCCCCACAGCACAUUACAGUCCAAAGCUCCAAUAACAAAGGACAGUCCUUUUCCUUUCCUUCUUCUUCUUCCUCCGCCUUCACUCCUCUCCAGACAAGCUUCGUCCACCUCCUCCUGACUCUGGUUCUCUGAAUGGAGUGAGGCGGCUCUUUUUAUUCAGCACCUGGGAGGGCUCCAGGCGGUUCAUCAGGAUUACCUGGAAUCACUUCCAGGUGUGGUGGAAAUCCAUUGAAUUCCUCUGCAGCUCCCCCUGGCAUUCCUCACAGAACCCAACAGGGCUGCGCCAAACUCCGGCUCCCAGCGUGCCCUACGGGAAUCCAUGGUGCCAUAGCCCCCUCUAGCGUCCCAGGGGAGGUAUUGCCUCAGCGCUGUCUUUCCAUUCCAUUGGCGUCCCAACCCGCCCCACCACAAUGGCAAUAUCAUAUAAAUCCCAAAGGUACAGCUAAUGCAGAUUCUAACGAAACGUUUUACGUACAGUGAUCAACCCAUGACAUGGUAGUGUGAAAAGGAGCCUUCGAAAAUGGAUUUUAAUAAGAUUUCUGCCAGAUGAAAUCGUCAUCAAAAUAAAAUACACAAUGAAGACUGUUCAGAAACCUUCAAGCUCAUGAAACGAGGAAGGAAUUGGCCUUUGUGUUGGAAAUCAGUUGGACUGGACCCAGCGCUCAAUAAUCAUUGAGUUAAAGAUGUAUAAUAAGUGCAUUUUAACACACUGUGUCAAAUAUUAAAAAGCAAGAAAAACAUUGGGUCACCAGUUUACAUGUCUAAAGUUGUACCAUUGGUGAACAAGUUUAAUUUUAUUUCAGUCCUUUAUUAUCUGAUCAUAAUUAAGGAUACAUUUAUAGAUGUUCAUUUAUGACAUCUGGUUACACUUGUCACUCACUUACCCCUGUGUAAUAAUAAUAAUUCUUUGAGUAGUGAGAAAAGCGCUAUAUACAGUGGACCCUUGACUUACGAACUUAAUUCGUUCGCAAGGGCUGGUUGUAACUCAAGUUGGUUGUAACUCAAGACUAUUUUUCCCAUAAGAAAUAAUGGAAAUACCCAUAAUGCGUUCAGAACCUCGCAGAGCAACACUUACUUAACCUUUUCAUAAUAAAAAAGGGUUGUAUAAUGUGCAUAAUUUACCAAAACACCAAUAAUUUUUCUAAUGUACUAACCAAAAAGUUAUUAAAAGUGCCUAGCCUACCAGAAACACCAAUUUCAUACUGUACUCACCAUUUAUUUUGACAUCUUUGGGCUGCAGGAAGGGAGGAGGAAGAGAAUGAAAUGGAAGGUGGUUAUUGUUUAGAAGGAGCCUCCUUAUACAAAUCUUUUCUUUGUAAAAUUGUCAAGAUGGUGGAUUUCGACAUGCUGUACAUAUUAGUGAGAUCGGUUACACGAACAGCAUUCUCAUAUUUCCACACAAUUUCCUUCUUCGUUUCGAUUGUGAUCGCUUUCUUUACCUUCGUUACCUUCUCUUCCUUCCUUAGCAAUUAUGUGUCUUGCUUGCCAUGGUCUUAGUGAAUUAUAUAUAUAGAUAAAUCACUGCACUGACCGAAAUUACGUCCACAAACACAUGUAUCUGGGCUCUGACUGACGCUUACGAACGCUGUCGGCUGUUUGUUUACAAUCACGCAAGCGGAUACACGUGACCGCAUUCACGUUGUAACGCAAGAUGUUGGUCGUAAAUCAAAAUAAAAAUUUUGGUCGUAAAUCAAGUUGUUCGCAUGUCAGGCCGGUCGUAUAUCAAGGGUCGACUGUAAAUGCAAAGCGCUCAGCAAUUGCAGGUUAAGGGCCCAACAGAGCAGAGUCCCUAUUGGCAGUUACGGGAUUCGAACCGGCAACCUUUCCGAUUGCCAGUGCAGAUCCCUAGCCUCAGCCUCAGCCUGUGUGUACUCUUGUUGUCAUUUAGUCCUAAUGUUUGAUGCUUGGGUGUAAUCGCUUUGUCCCCUAGAAUAUCAAAAUCUUUUUGUACAUGUACUUUGGUGCAGAAUAAACUGCUGUCACCGAUGCAAAAUAUAAAUCGACACUCGGGCAAGUCUGAACCUCACUGUGACUUCACCAAGAUGGCUGACAGAAUUUCUGCUGCCAUUUUAGGAUGUCGGUAUGCAUUACACUAGCCUGCUGCUGUUUUUCUUACAUUCUCUGAAAAGGUACAACUGGAUAAAUGAAAUGCAGAAGGCAAUUCAAGUCAAAAGUAUGUUUUACAAGUAAAUACCGUAACUUGCCCAGGAUAAAGAACGCAUUGUCUUAUGUUAUUGAUCUUUUGUUGACUCUCAGGCUGUUACUCAAUAAAUCAAUUUUGUUUCUAAGAUAAAA